Messenger RNA from Symbiodinium necroappetens, 834 nucleotides. The record is from the annotation of a GenBank genome assembly. Lineage: Eukaryota; Dinophyceae; Suessiales; Symbiodiniaceae.
AUGUCCCAGCAGGACAUUUUGAUGCGCCAUGGCUUCGGUCUAGUCGGCGUGAUCACCUGCAGUGGAACGGCCUUCGCACCCUUCCGAGCUCUCCUUAGAGCACGGGAGACUGGCUCUCUGGCCGGCAUGGACACGCGGUCCUGGCCACUCUACUUCAUCAAGUCCAUCACCGGGACGCUGUAUGCCGUCAUGCUGGGGGACAUGUAUGUGCUGCUGGCGAACGUCAUUAGCGUGGUGAUGUGGAUGUAUUUCUGCCUUGCUGCUAUUGGCCUGCUAUCACGUGAGGAGGGUGAGCUAGCACCGCCAGCCCCAGACGACCUGGGCGACGCGGGCUUGCUGAUGCGGAAGGAUGCUCUACAGCUUCACGAGCUUUCAAAGGCCUACCGCAAGAAGGCCAUCCGGCGAACCGAGCAGCAGGUGUCCCUUGGUAUGGGCCUUAUGUUCGUCCUAUCCUUUCUGACACAAGUGCAAGGGCAGGAAGGCCUUGAAUUCCUUGAUGUCUUGUCCGUGGAGCAGCGCUUGUAUGCCUUUUCCUUGCUGAGCAUGGCCAUCAGCCUCAUCUGUUACUCAGCGCCGAUAGGGCGCCUGUGGGUACUGAUUCAGAAGAAGGAUGGCUCCUCCGUGUUCGUUCCCUAUGCCCUGGCGCAGUGCGUGCACAACUUGGUGUGGCUGGGUUAUGGCAUGAUCCUGGGGAAUGUAGCUGUGAUGGCGCCGAACAUUCCCGGAGUCUUCUGCACGGUCGCGCAAAUCCUCAUCAAGCUGAGGUGGCCGGGGGACGCGGAAAGCUCAGAUCGGGCGCCCGACGCGGCCAAAAGGAAGGAGAGCUUCGCCCAG